Armigeres subalbatus is the source of this 4729-nucleotide messenger RNA. It is a transcript of the gene mesh, whose product is annotated as protein mesh. Gene Ontology annotation, biological process: cell-matrix adhesion. NCBI's taxonomy places the organism in Eukaryota, Metazoa, Arthropoda, Insecta, Diptera, Culicidae. The coding region runs from base 190 to 4452 and encodes 1420 amino acids. The record is from RefSeq and is a predicted model, not a curated record. The transcript has 10 exons.
GACAACGCCCCGAGUGGUACGAAUUCGAACGGAACUCUGCACCCCGCUUGCAGAUAUCAAGAUGUGGAAGUGAUAAGAUAAUAGGAUAAGGGGAAUUAGUUCACAUAGUGUUGCAGAAUAAGACUAGUUGGAAUUUCUUGGUGGAAAUUACUAAUUAUAGCUAUAAGGAAUCGACCGAAAGUGCGAACAAUGCGUUGGAAGUUGGUGGUGCUACUGUUCUGCACGGUAGCCCUGCUCGGCAGGACAAUUCCGGUGAGUGCCGAGGGUGACGAUGACGUCACCAGCGAAACGGAUGUCGAAAACGCGAGUGAAGUCGUGGUCGAAGACCAAACCAGUGGGCAGGACGAAGAAACGGAACCAAGUGAUACGAUAGAGGACGAAAGUGACAACCCGGAUACGCAAGUGAACGAAGAUGCGGUCGAAGUGGACCCGAAUGCCUCCGGCAAGGACGAAUCCAAGAAAGGCCGUUAUCUAAGCUACGAUUACUAUUCGUCCAAUUUGGAUACGUAUGACUCGAACUACAAUUGGGAUGAUACUAUGAAUCGCGAGCAACCAAACAUUCCACCCAAUUUCCAAAACGAUGAAUCCGCCUACUCCAUCACCCCGGCCCGACUGGCCCAGAUCAGGCGUAACUUCCUCUACCCGUUCUACGACCGGGGAGGUCCGGAGAACAUCGGCGACUACCAGCGAGACAUCCACGCCUCCAUGCCCCAGGUGCACAAAAACUUCAACUUCCAGUUGCCGUUCUACGGUUUCCGGUUCAACUACACCCGCGUCUCGAUGAACGGAUUUCUGGAGUUUUCGGAUCCACCGGAGCACUACACCUACCCGCUGUCCUUCCCGAUCAAGGACUGGCCCCGGCGGAACGAUCCGUCCUUCAUCGGAAUCUUCUUCAGCAGGUGCCGUAUCGGGCGGAUCUACGAUACGGAUGUGGACCAGCGGCAGCCCGGUGUGUACUUCCGGAUGGAGCGCGAUCUGGAAACGAGAACCGAUCGGCCGGGAGUGGAGAUGCGCGAGCGCGUGAUGUGGGAUAUUCGGGAGGGCGUGGUCGGGUCGGAUACGUUCGUUCCGAAGCAUAUGGUCAUUACGACGUGGAAGAAUAUGAGCUUUGCCGGUGGUAUCGAUAACUCGCUGUUUAAGACAAAUACUUUCCAGAUGAUCCUGGCCACGGAUGAAGUUUACACCUACGCCAUCUUUAACUACGGUAUUAUCAAUUGGUCAUCGCAUACGGAAGCAGGUGGUGAUACAACUGGUGGAGAAGGAGGUGUUCCAGCUUACAUCGGAUUCAACGCAGGAAACGGAACACAAGCAUACGAAUACAAACCCUACAGUCAGGCUUCGGUCCUUCGAGAUUUGACGGGUCGUGGUUGGGCAAACGGCUUCCCUGGACGACAUAUCUUCCGUAUUGACGAGCGGAUCAUGCUGGGGACUUGCAAUAAGGAUAUCGACGCGGCCCAUCUGCCUCUAGUGUUUGCACCGGAGUCUGGUAACAUGCUGGGUGGAACGGUUGUCAACAUCACCGGACCAUGCUUCUUGUCAAACAGCACCCGUAUCGCCUGUCGGUUCGAUACGGAAGAGGUCAUCGGAACAGUAGUUGAUACGAACCGCGCCAUUUGUGUACAGCCCUUCCUCAAAGCGCAAGGCUACAUCCGCUUCGAAAUCUCCAUCGGAACGGAGCGAUUCAAGUGGCGAGGACGAUACUUUGUGGAAACACCUGCCACGGCAACGGAUCGAAUCUUCUUCGAGUCUGACGACGUGCACCGGAGGAAUCCUUCGGAGAUUCGCAUCACCUGGAAUCGGUACAAUUUGACGACCAACUUGAAUGCAAACGUUCAGAUAUCGCUGUGGGGCUACCGGGAAGCAACAAUUCGCCCGGAGUUAGAAUACAUCGAUAUGAUUGAACCUCAGAUGACCAAUACAGGAGUUUAUACAAUCUCCCCAGCGAAUUUCCGACUGCGCGAUAACCCACGCACUGUGGACAUGCAAUUCGGCUUCAUCCAGAUCAAUCUGACCAAUCCUCAACAGUUCAACGGCCUGAGUGUUUCUCCAAUUCUUUGGUCCAAACCAAUCCCUCUGGGUUGGUAUUUCGGUCCUCAAUGGGAACGAAUCCAUGGUCGCAACUGGCCACGAGCCCUUUGCGAUAACUGGCUUCUGACAGAUCGUUUCCUUCGGAACUUCGCCCACGAGCUUCCACUUUGUCCUUGCACUAUGGAACAUGCCACCUACGAUAAGGGGCGGUUCCUACCCGAUCCGGAUUGCGAUCGUGACACAAAUCCUACCUGUUUACAUCACCGAGGAGCGAUCCAUUGCGUAAGAUCCGGUCAACCGUCUGCGCAAGGAUCGGAACAGCAGUGUUGUUACGACCGAAACGGAUAUCUGAUGCUUUCGUACGAUCAGAUGUGGGGAUCCAGGCCUCGUCGCAAUCACAACAUCGGUCAGAUGCCUUGGAACGAAGCCAACAAGGUUCCAACUCUGUCCACCUGGUUCCACGACGUCCGUCCGUACUAUUCCUGUUGCAUGUGGCAAGAUGAGCAGGCCGUGGGUUGCGAAACGUUCCGUUUCGAGCGGCGACCUUCUCAGGAUUGCAUCGCGUAUCAGUCCCCGGGAGUGGCCGCCAUCUUCGGCGAUCCACACAUCGUCACAUUCGAUGGACUGCAGUACACGUUCAACGGAAUGGGUGAAUUCGUACUGCUGCGAGGCAACAAUGGGCGUGAGCGGAUCGACGUUCAGGGACGCUUCGAGCAGGUGGCUCGCAACAUCCACGGACAGGUAAUGGCAACGCAGCUAACUUCGGUCGCUGCCCGUGGUAAUACUUCAACGGUUAUCGAGGUUCGGCUACGCCCACGUGAUGCCCAGUGGCGCUACCGAUUGGACGUGUUUGCUGAUGAGCGCCGAAUUUACUUCGAUCGUCAAAGCUUGAAGUUCCAGCACUUCCACGGAGUUACGGUCUACACGCCGACAUACAUUCUGAAUCAGUCUGAGGUGGUGAUCAUGUUCUCGUCCGGAGUUGGUGUGGAAGUCGUCGAGAACAAUGGAUUCAUGACGGCAAGAGUUUAUACGCCUUGGAGUUUCAUAAACAAAACGAGAGGCCUAUUUGGGAACUGGAGUUGGGAUAUGGCGGAUGACUUGGUACGGCCGGAUAAUGUGGUCAUAUCAUCAGCCAAUCUAAACGAUUUCAGAGAUAUUCACAACAACUUCGGAUUGCAUUGGAUGUUAUCGGAUCGAGAAGUAGAGAACGUGGGGAAGGCACUGUUUACGAGGGAAUUCGGUAGAACGUCCAGUUAUUAUGCAAACUCAUCGUUCGUGCCAGAGUUCCGUAGAGAACCGUCAGUGUUCUUACCUCCAAACAGAACACACGAUAUAGAGCGAGCGAGUGAGUUAUGCGGGGAGAGUUAUCAAUGUCGGUACGAUUUUGGAAUGACUCUUAAUCGAGAGAUGGCGCACUUUACCAAAAAUUACCAUGCUAGCGCGAUCAAUAUACAGUCCACGAAUAACGAACGAAUAAUAUCUUGUGGCAUCCUGGAAACACCUCGUUUCGGACGAAAAUCCAACUUUAUGUUCACUCCUGGUGCCCGAGUAUCCUUCGAAUGCAACGAAGGAUUCGUUCUCAUUGGAGAUACUCGUCGCGUUUGCCGAGAGGAUGGACAGUGGGACGUUCCAGAGUACGGAUACACUGAAUGUCUACGCGCUGUGUUCUACACCCGCCGAACCGCUUGGAUUACCAUCGGCAUUGUUCUCGCUGUGAUGUUGCCUCUGAUUAUGUGUAUCGUUUGCGGAGUUUACUGCUUCCGCAAGCGCAAGUUGAAGGAGGAUCCGGAUUGGCGCAUGCCAAUCCCAUCUCGUUCGGCUUCUCGGACCACACUUCGCAACUUGGCCAGCGAUGGAAGUGAGUACGACGAUAACACGAUCAAGAAGGUGCGUCGAUACGACGCCACUUACAAGACGCACGAACCUCUAGCUGGCAAACCGGAAAUUCAGUUCGAACCCAAGAAGAUGGACCUGGAUGAAGAAGACAUAACAUCCUCGGAAGGAGGUGAAUAUAGAGAUAAAGUUGUUAAUGAUUUCCAAUAUAAGAACAUGGCUGAUCAAAAACAACUAGGUCGCCGUCGAAUGAUGAACGAUGCGGAAGACGAUGCACCAAACGGACAAUUGAUGUUCAACGACGAAGCCUAUCCACCGCCGCCGAAUGAUUCUCCAACGCAACCCUACGGAGCGUACAGCCCAACGUUUAGCGGUAUCGAUCGCAACAGCAGUUUCGCCACCGAAGACAAUUCGCCUGUCAAUCAGAGAAGACCAGGACCCUUCCCUAAUGGAAGCUUCCAACAGCAACCUUCCACGUCGGGAACGUUCUUCGGUAGUGGGGUUACACCGGCAGCCGACCAAACCGGUCAACCACUUAACCAAAAUGUCGGAGUUCCUGUCCGAAUGGACAGCCGAUCCACGGAAGUUUAAUUCCUAAAUCCCAUCUAACCUCAACCAUCCGAUAGAAUUCAGGUAUUCUACACGACAUCACAAUUUUGUCAUAGUUUAUUUUUACAUCGAACUCUAGCCAUACUUUUGAGACUCUCCAUUAGGCGCGCAACGUAGAAGCACAAAAUAGAUAACAGUCAGACGACAAUGUUUUUUUUUCUCUAGCGAUAAGUCCACCAAGUGUGUGUAUUUAGUGAUAAGCAACAAUCAAAAGUGGUGAAAUCAAUAAAGAUAUCAGUUUCAAUGUAACUCCACGGUA